Acipenser ruthenus (sterlet) is the source of this 3232-nucleotide messenger RNA. RefSeq names its product zinc finger protein 345-like. The record is from RefSeq and is a predicted model, not a curated record. NCBI's taxonomy places the organism in Eukaryota, Metazoa, Chordata, Actinopteri, Acipenseriformes, Acipenseridae. The transcript is spliced from 3 exons. Bases 193 to 2091 code for a protein of 632 amino acids. Gene Ontology annotation, biological process: regulation of transcription by RNA polymerase II; central nervous system development. Gene Ontology annotation, molecular function: DNA-binding transcription factor activity, RNA polymerase II-specific; RNA polymerase II cis-regulatory region sequence-specific DNA binding. Gene Ontology annotation, cellular component: nucleus.
GAGUUGAAACAUUUCUCCUGCACGCUGUGUCCCAUAACCCGUUGUGCGCAGUGACGGAAGUCCCCAUAGAGAAUCAGCGGAGUUGAGUGUCUUUGACGCAGUCAAGAACAACAGCAAACAUCAGAAGUUAGCAAAUAGACAGAGACACGCUCCAGAUAACAACAGCUACUAAACAGAAUCCUGUGUGAUGCCAUGGACAGCGUGAAGAUGGAAUCUGUCCAGAUUAAAGAGGAGCUCCCUGAACUUGAACUGGUCCCCAUUAGAGAGUUACUGGCUUCCCUCCCCAUUAAACAGGAGCUCUGUGAGAUGCAAUGUGACAGCAGCCAGCCAGAGGUCUCUGAGAUUAAAGCUGAGCACAAUGAAUUGGAGAUCCCCCAGACAGAAGAACCCCUUCCUUUUAAAGAAGAGGUGCUGGAAGUUGUCCGUAUUAAAUGGGAGCCCCCUGAAGUAGAGUUUGACCACAUGGAACCAGGGAAGGAGGAAUCCGAGGACUUCAAACCAAACAUCCCUGAGCUGGAGCCUGUACGCCUGCGGGAGUGUAGCGUGGUGCUGGAGAGAAUCUGCGUGAGAGAGGAAGGUUCAACCAACCGCACACGAGGCAGUGGAAAGGAGGACAGGAGUUCGUAUUCAGAGUGCAGUCUAGCAGGUUCAAGUCCAGCAGCUAAAGCGAGGGUGUGCGGUGAAGAAUAUCCUGACUGUGGGAAAGGUUUCACCCAGAUAAGGCAUUUUCAAACAGGAGAGAAACCAUACCGCUGCUCUGACUGUGGGAAGAGUUUCCAUAAGUCGUCAUACCUUCAAACACACCAUCGAAUUCACACAGGAGAGAAACCGUAUCGCUGCUCUGACUGUGGGAAGAGUUUUAGUCAGUUAGGAAACCUGAAAGCACAUCAGCAAAUUCACACAGCAAAGAAACCGUAUUGCUGCUCUGACUGUGGGAAAAGUUUCAAUCAUUCGACAAAUCUGAAAAGACACCAGCGAUUUCACACAGGAAAGAAACCGUACUGUUGCUCUGACUGUGGGAAGACUUUCCAUAACUCAACACACCUUAAAAGCCACCAGCGAAUUCACACAGGAGAGAAACCGUAUUGCUGCUCUGACUGUGGGAACAGUUUCAGUCAGUUAGGAAACCUGAAAGCACACCAGCAAAUUCACACAGGAGAGAAACCAUAUUGCUGUUCUGACUGUGGGAAGAGUUUCAAUCAGUCGACAAACCUGAAAAGACACCAGCGAAUUCACACAGAGAAACCAUACUGCUGCUCUGACUGUGGGAAGAGUUUCCGUAAGACGGCACACCUCAAAAGACACCAGCGAAUUCACAAAGGAGAGAACCCGUACUGCUGCUCUGACUGUGGGAAGAGUUUCCGUACAUUGGCACACCUUAAAAGUCACCAGCGAAUUCACACAGGAGAGAAACCUUAUCGCUGCUCUGACUGUGGGAAGACUUUCAGUCAGUUGACAAGCCUUAAAAGACACCAGCGAGUUCACACAGCAGAGAAACCGUAUCACUGCUCUGACUGUGAGAAGAGUUUCAGUAUGUCACAAAGCCUGAAAGAACACCAGCGAUUUCACACAGGAGAGAAACCGUACUCCUGCUCUGACUGUGGGAAGACUUUCCGUAAGUCGACAUAUCUUAAAAGCCACCAGAGAAUUCACACAGGAGAGAACCCAUACUGCUGCUCUGACUGUGGGAACAGUUUCAGUCAGUUAGGAAACCUAAAAGCACACCAGCGAAUUCACACAGGAGAGAAACCGUACUGCUGCUCUGACUGUGGGAAGAGUUUCAGACAGUUAGGAAACCUAAAAGCACACCAGCGAAUUCACACAGGAGAGAAACCGUACUGCUGCUCUGACUGUGGGAAGAGUUUCCGUAAGUCGGCCCACCUUGAACGACAUCAGCGAGUUCACACAGGAGAGAAACCUUAUCGCUGCUCUGACUGUGGGAACAGUUUCAGUCAGUUGACAAGCCUUAAAAGACACCAGCGAAUUCACACAAGAGAGAACCCGUACUGCUGCUCUGACUGUGGAAAGAGUUUCAGUGGUUCAAGAAAACUGAAAAGACACCAGCGAAUGCACACAGGAGAGAAACCGUAAUGCCCUUAUUCCAGUGGGAGUUUUCAUUUGUUAGGAAAACAUUUGAAUCUUGCAUGGUCAGUCCCUGUGUAAUAAUAAUAAUAACAAUAAUAAUUAUUAUUUUUACUAUUUUUUAUCACUUUUAAGAGCAUGCAUUUUAAAUGUUAAAAAUUCACUUCAACUGCUUGCAUUUGAUUGUGGCAGAAAGGGGGCGGUGACACGGACACGUCACAAGAGGCUUCUUUUGCUGUCAGUUUAACUCAGGCUGUCAAUGCAGUCAGUGCCUGGGAGCAGGAAUAUGCAGAAAGGAAACCCAUCUGCAACUUAUCUGAUGGACGUGUCAGGAGCAAUCCAUAACUCGUGUGGUGAAUGAGUUUCAGGGUUUAGGAUUUAAACUUAAUUUGAAAAUAAAUAAAUCGAUGGGAACGAGUAUCCCGACCCCGGUACGUAGCACCCCUGAGACAAGACUGCAACAUCCUUACUGGGCAACCGCCUGGAGGAUUUGUCACGAUUCUGAAACUAAUGAAAAAUUACUGUCCCAUGGCUUAUGCUUACUACUAGUACUACAUUCAAUAUCGUAUAUUCAUAUUUACUGCAUCCACAGAACACAAUGUGUGUAUUAAUAAACAAAGUGGGGAGGUCUGUGCUUUAUUCACUGUGGCAAGUCUCUGUGCUGUUUCUACAUAAAAUUCCUCCUCAUACCAAUUAGAAUGAGAAUUCUGUAUUUGGUGAAUGCCACUGAUGUUUGAAGUGAAAGGUUUAAAUAAACCAAGGGGGCAGUGGAAAAUUGGUUUCAGUAACUUGAUAAAGUACUAAUGUUGUGAGUAACAUUUUUCCCUUGCAACUGGUGUGAAUACAAAAUGUGUGUCUGAACCAGUAGAACUGCACCGCGGACACCCCCAGUAUGUGCGUGUCUUAUACCUGUGCACACACAGGGGUCUUCAGGGACGCAGAAUCUCAGGAAUAACCUGUGCUGAACAAAGUGCGUCCCAAGUUCUAUCGCAGUUGGAUUACCAGGUCUGUAGAUAUUUAUAGAAAUGUAACUGGAAUAUGUGCAGACUCCUCUACUCUAUACCUAGGACAAUUAACCUUCAUAGUUGCUUGUUAAUAGUUUUUAUAUUCCUUGGAUUGUUUUUGAUCAAUAAGCCCCAGUAUCUUGUAU